AGAAAGCUUUAAAAGGUCGUUAAGAAUUCUUACAAUUUCCACCUUCCAAGACUUUUUUUUUCAAUUGAUAUUCACCUUUUUACUCUCCUUCAAGUAGUUGAAUAAUAUCAUUCGCCUUUUAUCAUUUCAUUAACGUUAACAAAUUUAAGGCACUUGCAUCUUGAUCAAAUCAACUGCUGCGCCUGCUUCAGCUAUUUAAUUGUUUUUAAGAUAGACAACUUUUAGAAUCUCACAAACUCAAAUCAAAAAUCAACCUUGCAACGACACAAUAUCAAAACACGCAACCUCCAAUCACCAAUCAACUCAACUUUAAAACCUCCAAACAAUUUCAACACUACAAGUAUCAACCAUCAAGAUGAGUUGCACUGCUCCCACUGACACUGUCUUUGUUUCUAUCCUCGGUACCAAUCCUAGCUACAUAAAUGCUUGUACUGCAGGAAACAUCACCUCCAACUCCGAUGCUGUAAAUGCCAUGACACACUGUUGUGGUAGUGCUCCCGUCACCGUCCUGAUGGAUGGUUGCUAUAGUUACUGCAAUGUCACUAGCAGUACUGAUCAACAAAAUUGGGAGAAAUGCUUCGGUGCCAGCACCGGUACUAACGGUGUUGAUUUCGGCUGUACAUUAGACGAUCUUUCAGGAUUCGCUGUCCCUGGCAGUGGUACUAUCUACCCAAGUAGCACUGAGUCAUCAGCCGCCGCUGCUUCUUCCACUGUUGCUGCUGUCACCACCACGGCAAGCUCUGGUACUUUCACCACUACGGCUACUGGAUCUGCCGCGAGCCAUUCCUUAGCCUCCCCAUCUGCCGCAAGCCAUUCCUCAACCUCCGCGUCUGGCACAGCAAAAGCCUCGACCUCCGACAAGGCUUCAGCUUCCGCAACAUCUUCCGGUGCUACUGCUUCCGCCAGUGCCAAUGCUGGUCAACCAACAGUCAAGCAAUUGUCCAAGGGUGCCGUUGCCAUUCUCGCACUUGCUUUCGUCGGUCUUUUGGCAUAAACGUGAAGGAUCAUGAAGGAAAUUGCGGACUAGAAUGGAUAAUCGAUUCUUGUGGUGGGGUAAAUUAAUAUGUUGUGGAUUUGGGGACAAAUUGACUACGUGGAUUACUGGAUGGACUGCAUUUUCGAAAUACAAAGGGCGCGAUUUGAGGAGUAUAAAGGUGCAUAGCGUAUUUAACUAUAGGUUCAUGACUAUUCAUUCUAGAAUCGAAUUUUCUUCAUCGAUUCCAAUCGUAUGUCUCUUACCUUGA
Messenger RNA from Sclerotinia trifoliorum, 1244 nucleotides. Lineage: Eukaryota; Fungi; Ascomycota; Leotiomycetes; Helotiales; Sclerotiniaceae. The record is from the annotation of a GenBank genome assembly.